Molecule: messenger RNA, 2079 nt
Organism: Trypanosoma cruzi
Lineage: Eukaryota; Euglenozoa; Kinetoplastea; Trypanosomatida; Trypanosomatidae
Exons: 1
Coding region: 1-2079 (692 amino acids)
Source: RefSeq, a predicted model, not a curated record
AUGCCCCGUACGGAAGGGCAGGAGGAAGUCGGGACGACGAAGAGGAAGAAGACGCCAGGAGAUCCGAUCCACACGGAAGAUCCACGGCAACUCCUUCGCAUAUCGAAUGCUUCCAGUACGAGUGCCGCUCACCUUUCGCAGACGCUGAAGAGGAGUCGCGAGAGUGAUGCCGCAGCGGCUACGAGCAGCCCUUCUGAGAGUGGCAGUGGUGAUGGUAGCGACGGCGUUAAAUCAGAAGGUGAGGAUUUUGAAGGCGAAAUGAGCGAUAUCGAUCGCUACUGCCAGCAUGCGGCAUUAUUCUCCAACAGUAGGGGCGUAGAUUAUUUUUUGAAUGGCAUGCCGUCCACGGAACCAUUGCGAAGAAGAGCUGACGACCACCAGUUUAGCGGUGGCGAAUACUCACUUCCUUCGCAGGAAAGCGAGGCCCUGCGGACAAAUAUGGUGAUGUCUUCAAUGGGGAACACAUCACUUGAGACACGUGACAUCAGUGGGGACGAUGCCACGAAAGCAAUUGUAGCUUGUGGUUCGCCCAUGGAGAGGGAGGCACAGGCAUUUUACACUCACCACCGCAUGGCCCCUUCGUUCGAUGAAACCACCACGAAUACUACUGUGGGCACGGAUGAAUGUCGGUCGACGUGUCAUAUCCGCUGUCUCUACUGUCAGAGCUUAAUUACGGUGACGCUGGAUAGUAAUGGCUCUGUGGAUGAUGGGAAUCAAAAAGGGAAAGAGGAUGACAACUUGGAAUCCCCCUCCCAGCAUGUCACUGGUGUACAGACAGAGCAGACGAGAGAAUGUAAUUACUUAACAAUAAGGAGGUCAGGCCAUGAUAUGGUCGAUUCACAUGCCACGCUGCGGCGACAGGGAUGCUCCACAUUGUAUGAUAGACGUCAUCAGCACCAUCGCCGCCAAGAACAAGAACAGUUUCAUACAUGCACGGGGUCCAAUGCACAUUUCAAUGCAAAAAUAGAGGAUGGUGCUGCGAAAUCCAUGGGGAAUAUGCGUCAAGACUGGCGACACCAACAGAAUCAAGGACAACAACAAGAACAACGGGAAAACCCCCGACAGAGAAAAGAAUCACAGGAGGGGAGCAUCAGUAGUAACACCGUUACCUCUCUCUUCCCAUCAUUACCAACUUUUAGUCCCACUUCUUUUGUGCGUGCGUAUGUCGGGGAGGGAAAUUAUCCUUGGGAGGCAACGCUUGAUAACCGACCUGCCCUUACUGUCUCAUGCUGCGUGGCGGCAAUGAACUGGGUAGUCGUUCAGUUUCUGCAGUAUCACGUUUUGGACACUCGUGACCACUUAGGGCUUUUUGUUAUUGGAACCUAUAUCAUAUUCUCUAGUUACUACAUGACCUACUACUUUUUGGAGCGUUAUUCACUCUCAUUCGCCCGUAUAUCUCAUGAUAAGAAGUUGUACACCAUUGCGAACCUUAUAAAAGCCGGCAUUCUUGUCUCAUUGGUUCCCUUUGCGACUUCACACCUGGGAAAUAUUAUUAUGUUUGACGUUUGGGACACAAAUACACUUCGCAAUCUUGGCUGUAUUUAUACUAUUCCUGACUUUGUCUCCAUGAUUGUGGUGAAGCGAAUGAGUUGGUCCACGUGGAUACAUCAUCUGUGUGUUCUGUUGUUUAACUUUUUUAGCACAACAAACGACUACUCUCAGGAAAACAUUUGUCGUUGUGUUGUUGUUUACGCGGCUUUCUCAACAUUUGCGUAUUGUGUAAAUGUGUUACUUGCGUCGCGCUUUCUUGGUGUUUCACCCAACGUCGCACGUGUACUCUCCGUCGUUGCUGUGGUGGUUUACAUUUUUUGUUGUGCUACCAACUGGACAUGGCAGGUGUAUUACCUGCGGAAGCUGAUUCGAGAUAGGCAUGGCCACUGGACCGUGUAUGCGUACAUGCCUUUGAUGUUUUUGGUCAUGUAUGAUGACAUUACUUUGAGUAAAUGGCUUCUUCAUAAUGCCAAAAGCACAGCGUUUGCCGCAGCUAAUUACAGGGAACACCAGCACCGGCAACAACAACAACAACAACAACAACAACAACAACAAAUGGCCGCUGCAAGGGUUAGCCAUCGUAUGUGA